Caenorhabditis auriculariae is the source of this 4859-nucleotide messenger RNA. Lineage: Eukaryota; Metazoa; Nematoda; Chromadorea; Rhabditida; Rhabditidae. The record is from the annotation of a GenBank genome assembly.
AUGGUGGAGAUCGUGGAAGAAACUAGCGACGCUGAAAACAGUGGGCCGUCAACAUCGAGAGCUCGAAACGGGAGUGGUGCCAGACAGAACCAAGCUCAGUUUGUCACUAUAUCGGUAAGCUUUUUUUCGAAUUGAAACUCAUAAGAAGGCUUUAUGCAAAAAAGUAGUGAACUAGUAUUUUGGAACUGCCGAAAUUUUUUCUCUAAUGGCGUGUUCAUCGGAGAAACGAAACAUGCUUUCAAACGAAAAAUCGUGUUCGUCGGCGCGCCAAAGUUGCUCCAAAACAGUACUAAUUUUUGUUUUGGAGCAGUUUUUUUGCGAUUUAAAGCAAUUUUAGUUUUGUCCGAUGAACACGCCAUAAAUGUUCCACUGUGUUUAAAAAGCUCUUACAAUUUUUAAAUUGAAGAGGAGUGUGUUUUGAUUAUUAGAAUGCAAUUUGGAGCAAUUCACUGAUUCAAAGUUAAUUGUUUUUCACUCUUCUGCAUACGGCUCAAUUUUUAGUGUAGAUGGAAAAUUCGGCUCAUGUUUUUUUCAGCAAUUUGUUUCUACUCAUACACUGGUGUGUGGCAUGUUCGCCGCUCGUGUUCUGACGGUUUUCUUCUCCUUUUCAUACUUUCUACCCUUCUUAUCCAUUGUUUCUCCAGCUUCUGCGUACCACAAAGCUUUUGCAGCCGGUGAAAAUUUUCUUUUAUUCACGUUGAAUUAGUAUAUUCAGCUGCGGCAACGUUCGCCCUGAGACUUCAUCAACGGCUUAACGGAUUCUCGUUCUCUCGGGAGUUCCUCAUGAGCUUGGUGGUCGAAGACUCUUUCCACUAUCUCAUCUACUCCGUCGUCUUCUUGAUGGCAUCUCCUAUGUCGAUGGCUCUUCUGCCAGUCUCUCUUUAUGCGUCUCUUCAAGCUGCCAGUUUUCUAGUUGGUUUUUUAUUCCUAAGAUUUGACUCGAGUUGUUCUUUUAUAACCUUCCACUAAUCAUAUUCGGGAACUUGCAGGUGAAAGUGAUGAAAGAAACUGGCAAUGGACACUCGGGAAUCGUUCUUCGCUUGGAGCAGUUUGUGCAGACUCAAACUCAGAACUGCCUCGGCAUCAUUGCAUGUGCCGAAAUUUUCCUAGUUCCCCUCCUCGUGUCUAUGAUCUUGACGUGAACGGUUUUUUUUUUCAAAUCGGACUACUUUCUUUCAGCGGAAAAGCCUCUCUUCUUCUUCCUUUCGUCUACUAUCGUUUCUUGACUUUGCGUUACGCUUCAAGGAGAAACCCUAGUACAAGGUCAGUAAUUCUUCCUUUUUUUUUGCACAAGAAAUACAUAAUUUCACAAUUUUUCGACUUUUUUUCCUCAUGAAGUUUGUGCUCAAUGGCUAACCUUUUAGACAAGCUUUUUCUCAAAUGCGAGCGUCAUUGGACCAAGUCGCCGGAGCUCCCGCAUGUCCACAACCAGUUCGACUUCUCAUUCAAAAGUCGGUGGCAUUUAUAGGUCGUCUCGCUCCACCAGUUAUGUAGAAACAGUAAUCAUAAUUAAUUUUAUUCAUUUUUUUUUCUUGUUUAAUCGAAGAGUCUGCUGAUAAUUUUUUUAAUAAUAUAAAUUUUUUUCACGGAUUUUUUUCUUCAGCUUUAAAAAAACAAGUAAAAAAAUUUUUGAGCCAAAGCUGCUUAUGGGACGCCCUGUCAUUCCAAGCAGCGACCCGACCCGCUGAGCAGAAAAAUUCAAAUAGGCUGAAAUAAAGAAUAAUUGGAAAAAAACAAAUCUUUAGAUAAUUAAAAAAGUCGAUUAGUGGAAAAAAUAAAAGUUUUUACAUAAAAUCGAGUAACUAGAACGAAGUAUUUCAGCAAUGUAAUCGCUGCGGUCGCCCAGGGAAGCCCCUAUCUGAUCAGCAGCUUCGGUUGGAGCCGUUAUCAGAAAACCCAACCUUGAACAUCAAGAACUUUCACAAAUCGAGUGUCCUGUAAACUCCAAUACAUUUUCGAGAGAAAAUCAACUGAACUUUGAAUGCCAACUAACUAAAUCCGCCCUUGCUGAGACGGUACCUUUUUGCGUCGAUGUUUUACCGCGAGGGACGAUUUUGUUCUUUUUUGAUUUAAAGGAUAAAAAAGAAGCCAAAAAAUGCAGGCUUAUUUAAGGGCCAUCGUCACCAGUACAUAAAACAUUGACGCGAAAGAUAUUGUAGCCUUGGGGGUGGAAUUAGUUGCUUGACAUUCGAAAUCUGAACAGACUAUAGUAGGCUACUCGAACUUUUUGAAAAAAAAAAAAUUAUUUUAUAGACUUUGCAAUCUCAUGGAAAAAUAUGCAUUUAUAGCCAAUCAAAUAUAAGCUUUUCAAUUUUUUCAAACUUUCCGAGUUUUUCAGAUCCAUAAGUGAUCGUUUAGAAAAAACCUUUUCUUUUUGAUUUUGAAAAAAUUCGAAAGCCGAUAGUCUUUGAGGCGAUGUUUUGCCUUGUGUACAUGAAUGAACGGACCCGAACCGUCGGUGGGAAUUUGCGUAUCGAUUAUUAUGCAAGAGGGAAGGGAGCAUGCUGGUCGACGAGACGCAGUGACUGUUUGCUCAUGAGUCAGAGCCCGCCCUUGCGCGAAACAACGCUUCUUCUUCUCGGCGCCGCGGCCACCCUGCUGUACGAGUCCUUCCAGGGAAUUUUGUCAUCAUGGCGAUUCCCAAUCAGCUUCUGAUUUGUUCCGCCAUCAAAGUGCUCAUCGUAGUGAGUGUUCCGUUCUCUUGAUAUGCAUAACUUACUGUAACUGCGAGGCAGGAUCGACUGGCAGGAAAGAAUUCAAUUAGUUCUUUGACAAACCUCGUUCGUAAUAUUUUCUCACAGUUUUAAAUUUGUCAUUUUGAUCUUUUUUUUUGUUUUGACAUUCGCCAUUCGAUUUCAUCGGGAAAAGUACGGUUAUCGAUUUCAAGCCGAAUGGGAUGAAAAAUAUCUGAGUCAGCCAGUUCUUUCUUAUCAUCUUUCGAAAUCUGAGACCGUAGUCGAAAAAGCAGUGCAUGCGUUUACUAUGGUUUAACCAAAAAUGGUAGUGGCUCAAACUAACUCUUCCGAAGUCAGUAUAAGUUUAUUCAUAAACAGAACUCUAUAGUCUUACAUACGGGGUCUAAGGAUUUUAAAAUUAAUUGGCGAUUAGGCUUUACCCUUUUCUUGCGUAUGGGCCAUGGGUAUGGCCUCUUGUUAUUUCUUUUUCACUCAAUCGUUCUUAAUGAGGCUAGAUUUUCAAUCCAGUAUAUUUACAUGGCGCAUAUGAACAAGAGUAGGACUGUUGAAGGAAAGCAGUUUCCCACUUGAAUAACGAAUCGGUUCAAACAUUUUUCUCUAUAUACGUGGUUUGAACUAUUUCAAAUUUCAAAGGUCUCAAUCAGCUCGUAGGUAAUUCGAAAAAAUUUUUUUAAUCGGGGCUCCUUCAUGAGUAUCAUCCCAGGUAGAUCUCAAGAAGUUGAUCUCAUAAAUUAGGAUUCCGGGACAUUUGGAAAACGUUUUCCGACAAACCAGAAUUUAUGAAAAAACAAAUCAAGUGAAGAGCCGGAAGAGUUGCAGCUUCUGACGAUCGUAGUGCUGAUCCUGCUAGACCCGGCCUAUGUCACGGCCUACAUCUCGAUCAAUUAUGAGAUCGUGCUCAUCUACAUUGUCUGCGCCCUGACGUUGCUCUACUGCAUCGUCUCCGUCAUCAUGUACUUUAUGCUGACGAAGCGAGGCGAAGACACUCCAAUGACCAACUGCGCCCUUUCGGUUUGUCUCUUGUUCAUUUUAACUAUUCGGACCUUGGUACCGGACGUCGUGGCAUGACCACGUUAGUAGCGUCAGCACUCUUAUGUGAUCCCAUAGGAUUUUUCAGAAACGUCCGGUUUUCGUUAUCGAGGUCCGCGUUUAAAUUUUUUUGUUAAACGGUUCGAAAAAAAAGACAAUGACCCUUUUUAGGGAAUGAAAAUUAAUUAAAUAGUGCUAAAUUCAAUUAUAAGAUUUUCAUAAUUUUCAAUUAGUUGAACUUUGAGAAUUUUUUGCAGACUUGUAAAUAUAAAUUUUGAAUUUAGCUCAAACAAAAACAAAAUUUUCCAGUCUCUCCCGCAAAGAUACGAAACGAGAAUAAUUUUUUGGUUAUUAAGAAUGAUGAGCUUCGAAAAAAAAUCUCGGCAGAUUUCCAGAAAUAUCAGAAGUCAGGCUAUUACGAGUCCACUAAAAAUAAUAUAUGAAGAAUACGGCCAUUCGAUGGUUUUGCUCUGACAUCUGUGUACUUUUGUAGUAUUGAUAUUUUGGCAUAGACCUUUUCUUCUGACCGUUAAACGUUAUCCGAAGACCAUUUUUUCGUGAGAUCUUCGAGCUGCAUGUGAUCAUCCUGGAAAUAAGUAAUAGGUGCUGCGCGACUGUUUAUUUGUUUUUCCCGUUUUCCGCUCUGUCGGACAAUGUUUGGCUUAGUAAGUGUGGUCAUCACUACUGUGGCAACAUGCCCAAAAAGACUUCUGUCGCUUUUUCAAUCUAUUUGUUAUUAUUUCAGCCAGGAGAAACAUUGCAAUCUAUUUGUGUGCCGCCAUAAAAAAGCUUAUUGCAGGAGGUCAUCUUCGCCACUGCCGGAAUUAUGGGCUGGCUCAUCAUCAUCGGUAUUGGCGGCACCAUCUCUCAGCGCACUAUCAUCGAGACGGGGGAGCGGUUCGGCUGGAUUGGUGUGCGUUUUUCUCUGAUUCACUUGUUCACAGUUUUCAUCUUUCACUAGUCGUUGAUAUUUUCAAGUCCACAUUCUGCAAUAGACAUUUUAAGGCAAUGGCCGGUCUGAACACUGGCUGUUUUCUUGGAAUCGCCGCCAUUUUCGCUCUCAACGUCAUUAACGAGAAAAUCCUACAGCGCCGCAACCGCUACGGGAAGUAUGACCGAGGCUACGUCCGAUGA